Messenger RNA from Gongylonema pulchrum, 444 nucleotides. NCBI's taxonomy places the organism in Eukaryota, Metazoa, Nematoda, Chromadorea, Rhabditida, Gongylonematidae. The record is from the annotation of a GenBank genome assembly.
AUGGGGAUGAGUCGCGAAAGCUCGCGAAGAGGUGAGCGAGGCGACGACCGGCGUGGGGACAGAGCCCCAUUAGGCGUGGAUGGCGGAAGUUUCGGCUGCAAAGAGGUAGGUGCGAGUCAUGGAAGGAGUGGUGCCACCCAGAGUGCCAUCACGGCAGUAGAAGAGUGCUUCCAGCCAUGGGAGGCUGUAGAAGCUGCCUGGCAAGAAGAGCAGCGGGAGGCCGCUAAGGUCCUGCUGGACUUGCAACAGGCCAGAACAGAAGGAGCACUGGGGAAAACCAGUGACGAGCUGACUGCUGUGGCCCAGCAGUUCGGAGUAGAAUCCGCGUCACAGUUGUGGAGGAAGCUGUAUGAUCGAGCAACCGGCGUCUGGUCUUAUUGGAACGACAGGCUCAACGGGCACGUCAAUCGCGUGAGUCUUUGCUUUCGAGUGACAUGCCUUUAG